AUUUUUGUGUUAUAUUAUUUUUGUGGUGUCCUCUGAAAGCAUUGAUUUUCAGUGAGAAAAUGUUCGUUAGUCCACUUAUAUUCGUGGUAUUAGUCACAUUAUUUAAUGGGAUAUUGUCAAAAAGCGUCGAACUAACGUUCGAGUUGCCCGACAGCGCUGUAGAAUGUUUUUACCAAGACAUCGAGAAAAAUACGUCUGCUUCUUUAGAAUACCAGGUGAUAACAGGAGGGCAGUAUGAUGUAGAUGUUAAAGUAGAAGGGCCUAACAAACAGAUCAUUUAUCAACAACAGAAGAUGCAGUAUGACUCCCACCAAUUUGUAGCCCAACAAACUGGUGUAUAUAAAGUGUGCUUUAGUAAUGAAUUUAGCACAUUUUCUCACAAACUUGUGUACAUGGAAUUCAGUGUAGGACCAGAAACACCAUUACCGGGUAUGGGUGAUCAUGCUACUGUUCUUACACAGAUGGAGACAUCAGCAGAAGAAAUUCACAAAGUGCUAAAUAGAAUCAUAGAUCAUCAGACACACCACAGGCUACGAGAGGCUCAAGGUCGCAAAAGGGCAGAAGAACUGAAUGAAAGAGUGUUCUACUGGUCCAUGGGAGAGACCCUGGCCAUAGUGUGUGUAGCAUUUGCGCAAGUUAUGAUCCUAAAGAACUUCUUCAGUGACCGGCCCACAUUAUAUAACAGAAUGUAACAUUAGAUAUUUUAAACAAUACAAUUUAAUAUAAUUUUUUUGGGGUAAUUUAUUUAUGUUGUUUUAAUUAUAGUAUAAACAAAAUCAUUAUUUAAAC
This is a messenger RNA of Hyposmocoma kahamanoa, 789 nucleotides long. It is a transcript of the gene p24-1, whose product is annotated as transmembrane emp24 domain-containing protein 3-like. Gene Ontology annotation, cellular component: COPII-coated ER to Golgi transport vesicle; endoplasmic reticulum-Golgi intermediate compartment; Golgi apparatus. The transcript has 4 exons. Lineage: Eukaryota; Metazoa; Arthropoda; Insecta; Lepidoptera; Cosmopterigidae. Gene Ontology annotation, biological process: endoplasmic reticulum to Golgi vesicle-mediated transport; Golgi organization; intracellular protein transport. The coding region runs from base 60 to 692 and encodes 210 amino acids. The record is from RefSeq and is a predicted model, not a curated record.